Messenger RNA from Carassius auratus (goldfish), 2159 nucleotides. Its product is annotated as bone morphogenetic protein 10-like. NCBI's taxonomy places the organism in Eukaryota, Metazoa, Chordata, Actinopteri, Cypriniformes, Cyprinidae. The transcript has 2 exons. Gene Ontology annotation, cellular component: extracellular region. The record is from RefSeq and is a predicted model, not a curated record. The coding region runs from base 52 to 1533 and encodes 493 amino acids. Gene Ontology annotation, biological process: BMP signaling pathway. Gene Ontology annotation, molecular function: cytokine activity; growth factor activity.
CCUGUGAAACUCUGCACCUAUAGCUGAUACACACCUCAUUUGCCUCACAUCAUGGGUGGCAGCAGGAAGAACUUUUUGGUUAUGUGUACAUCCAGCACAUCUGUAUUAUUGGCCUUUUUCUUGUUUUCCUGGGGGCCUUUCUGUACACAAAGUAGCCCUAUCGGCUCCCCCGAGAAACUCCGCACCGCUCCAGGGUUGGAUGACGGACAUGGAGGGGUUCUGGAUCCUUUACUCCUGGAGCAGGACAGUGAGAUGGACAUGCAGAGCUUGCUGGAGACCCUGAAAGGACAGUUUCUACGCACUUUUAACCUGACACAACCCAGCCCCCCUGUGCAGCCAGGGGCCACUAGAGUAGAUCCCCCUGAAUACAUGCUGGAGCUCUAUAACCGCUUUGCCAGUGACCGGACAGCAAUGCCUUCUGCAAACAUUGUACGCAGCUUUAAAAAUGAAGACUUUUCCCCAUGUAAUGUGGGACCUGGUGGGGUGAGGCGACACCCUCUUAUCUUCAACGUGUCUAUCCCACAUCACGAGAGAGUUGCCGCAGCUGAGCUCCGACUGUACACUUUGGUCCAGACUGACCGCAACAAAUACACUGGUGUUGACAGAAAAGUUACCAUAUAUGAAGUCAAACUUCUUGAAAUGAACCGCAGUCAGCAAAUAGGAGAGGACAUUAUUGAGGGAGGAAAUCAAACCAAGCAAGAGGAAGAAACAGAACUAGUGGAGUUGGCGUCUCGACAGGUUUACGGUACAGAUAGUGGGUGGGAAUCCUUUGACAUGACCUCUGCUGUGCAACUUUGGUGGAAAUCAGACUAUGGCACCACCCACAGGCUGGAGGUCCACAUAGCCAGUCUGAACUCCCAGAGUUUGACAUCAACUGAAGGUAAGGAUGAAGGCAACACCAGAGGAGGGGAAAUGGACAUUGACACUAGCCCUGAGGACAAACACAAACCCUUAAUGAUCGUCUUUUCUGAUGACCAGAGCAGAGACCACCGUGGAGACAAACGAGAGUUGAAUGAACUGAUCCAGCAUGAGACCACUGGGCCGGGUGUUCAAAACAACCUUGAGCUAGAACUGAACGGUCUCUGGGAUGACCUGGAACUUAUGGGACAAAAAGAUGGGAGUGAGAAAGAGGAGCAGAGUGAGGAAGCUCUCCUACAGAUGCGCUCCAACUUCAUCUAUGACACGGCGUCUAGAUUCCGACGCAAUGCCAAGGGCAACCAGUGUAAAAAGACCUCCCUUUAUGUGGACUUCAAAGACAUCGGCUGGGACAGUUGGAUCCUAGCUCCCUCCGGUUAUGAAGCCUUUGAGUGUACGGGGACGUGCAUGUACCCCUUGACCAAUCACGUUACACCUACAAAACAUGCCAUUGUGCAAACAUUGGUCAGUCUGAAAAGUCCACAAAGAGUGUCCAAGGCUUGUUGCGUACCCACUGAACUAGAUCCCAUCUCCCUGCUCUACCUAGAUGAUGCAGGUGUGGUGACAUAUCAGUAUAAAUAUGAAGGUAUGGUGGUAGCUAAGUGUGGAUGCAGAUAGUAUUUAAUGGACUUGGUGGAGUGGGGUGAAGCUGGGCCAAAAGCUUAGCGAUUGAAUUGGAAGGAAGCUAAAAGACAGUUAUUGUCUAUUGCCUUCAUACCAAGUUUCUUCCAAAUGGCAGUGGAUAAGCUCUUACUCCCAACCUUAACAGCGUUAGCAGGAGUCAUGAAAUCAGUGGAAUCUGCCAAUUCUGGACCCAUGUGACGAGGGGCCACAAUACAAGAUUUAGUGGGAAUGGUGACCAUUUCAUUCCUGCUGAAUAAGGAUUGGGUGGAACAUAAGACAAUAAUUGAACCACUUGACAUGCCUCAAGAUCAGCCGGGAUAAAUGAGCUGUUCUUAUCAGUAAAGACUGAAGUUUAAGUUAGAGAUUAUAUCAACUCCAGCUUGUUACAUUCUUGGCCAUAUCGUUUGCGUCAGCAAAGCCCUCGCUAAGUGGGCAUUUCAUAGUAAUGGCAGCGAACUCAAGCACCACAAGGUCAGUCGAGUGACACUACCAGAGACAAGAAGCAUGUGAAAUGGCCUAUUACGGCAAUGGGUCUCAUUCAUUACUCAUGCAUUGCAUACACACAGAUUUUUGAGCAUUUGGGUUUCUCUGUAGAAAAACAGAAACCUGUAUAUACAGCU